Messenger RNA from Hippocampus zosterae (dwarf seahorse), 1184 nucleotides. RefSeq names its product pirin-like. Gene Ontology annotation, biological process: monocyte differentiation. The record is from RefSeq and is a predicted model, not a curated record. Lineage: Eukaryota; Metazoa; Chordata; Actinopteri; Syngnathiformes; Syngnathidae. Gene Ontology annotation, cellular component: nucleus. Gene Ontology annotation, molecular function: quercetin 2,3-dioxygenase activity.
AUGGAGGACUGGUUGAUCGCAAAAACACUGGAUUGUGACUUCUGUGUGUGUGUGUGCGUGUGGGGGCGCGCCCAGUGGAUGACUGCAGGAAGGGGAGUGGUUCAUGCUGAGAUGCCCAUGUCUGAGGAACCCUUGGUGGGUUUGCAGCUGUGGGUGAACCUGUCCAGGCAGAAUAAGAUGGUGCAACCAGCCUAUCAGGAAUUGCAGAGCUCAGAUAUCCCCAAAGAGACUCACGGUGGUCACUGUGGCUGUAAUAUCGGAGAAGCCUUAGGAGCAAAGUCCAAGGUCUACACAAGGACACCAACAAUGUAUUUGGAUUUUGUGCUGAAGAUUGGAGCCCAACAUGUACAGCCAGUUCCAUCAGGAUGGACUGCCUUCAUUUACACUCUCUCAGGAACCAUUCAUGUUGGCCCUGAUGACGAGCAGCAGAAGGUGGAGCCCCGUCACACGGUGGUUUUUGGAGAUGGGGACAGUGUUCGAUUUGAAAACAAGGGUUCCAACAUUUGCCAUUUUGUCCUGAUAGCUGGAGAACCCAUCAAUGAGCCUGUGGUGAAGCACGGUCCAUUUGUAAUGAACACGCAGGAAGAGAUCAACCAGGCUAUCAGUGAUUAUAGAAAUGGUCAAAAUGGCUUUGAGCGAGCCUUAAACUGGCGAUCUCAGAUCCGAGAUUCUCUUUAACCAUUAUGUUGUACAAAAUAUAUUGUUUGUUGCUUGCAUCUAUUUUUGAAAUCUUCUUUUGGUCAUAAAGUACAUUUACAUUUUAAAUUCCAUUUUAUUAGAGCAACAACACUAGCACAGUAGUUUUUCAACCUUUCUAUGCCGUGUGCUGUCUGAAAAUAAUAUUCUCGCUCUCGAAGUGCUACCACAAUUACCAACAUCAAGUGUUCCAAAAAAAUGUUUUAUUUCUAAAAGGUUUAUUUAAUAUUGCUGCAAGCUAUUUUAAUGUCAUGUAUAUUUUGAACAUUAACUCUACACUUAAGAAAAUGCCAACAAAACAAAAUUACUUAUAAAUAAUGAUUCAUUUAAAAUGCUUAGCGCGUAAAAGGUGAAUUAAAAACUGCACCUAAACAAACAGUCCUAAAAGAUUACAAGUAAAUAUAUUGUCCUAACAAGUCAAAUACAACUGAACUGUCCAUAACAAAUAUAUUGAAUAUUCAACAUAAAUAAAGGUUUGUCCAUUUAAA